AUGGCCAUCAUUUCCUCCAAGGUCUUCGGAGUCAAGCUCGUCGACAUCACAAACGACAAAAAGUCACGUAACGAUGAGAGCGUCGCCAAAUUCGAGAUUUCUAUCAAAUUUGGCGACGACGUACCUUUGAGCAAUACUGCUACAACCAAGCCUGUAUUGAAACAAAAAUUACAAGGAAUGCUUCCUGUAGCCCCUGCUCCUGUCAAUGCACUGGCUCCUGCUCCUGACUAUACACUGGAUCCUUCAAUAUCAACCGAAACUUUGCCAAGAAAGAUUCUGCGCAUCAUCCAGAGCUACGGGAAGAACGAGCCCGAUCCCUCAGGCAGUCUAUGGCUCGGAAUGAACAAGUUCGACCCGAUUGUACAGAAGCACGUCGCGGAUGGUGAACCAAUCAGGAUGGUGCUCCCUGCCUUUCCAUGGAAGAGCGUGAACAAAGUCGACAAGGUCCUCGGCAAGUUGCCAGACUUUGGAGAGGAACUUGCCUUAGCCCGACUCAACCAACUAUGCAACGAUAUUGGUGAAAUCUAUGAGCAUGGUGCUGAAGUAACUAUUACCUCAGAUGGGCUUGUGUAUAGUGAUCUUGUAGGAAUUGAAGACGAAGAAGUCUUCGAGUAUGGGGCUGCUCUUCGAGAAAUGGCCGUUCAAAAGGGGUUUACGAAUAUUAGAUUCACCCGCAUAAUGGAUCUCCUUGGACUGAACGACAAAGCUACGGUCUCGAAAAGCGAGUAUCUUAGCUUGGUAGAUGAAUGCCGAAAGCAGCUCAUGGAGCGAUACUUGCCAGCAGGAUUUGAUGCCCGUGAUGAGUUGCUUCAAAAUCAGGAUGCCAAUUCGACAUAUUGCGGUUAUAUAAUUUUCUUGACGAAGGACUUACAAUACAACACAAAGAUAUCGACUGAUAAUGCUGGCGAAGAAGUGAAGAGGCCUGUGAGCGGCCAAGAGUACAGGCGCAGAGUGAAACGUGUAGCACUUGACAUGAUUACCAGAGGCAAGGCAUUUGCCGCAGUAAUCGAGAGCCAGAUGCCCAACUACGUCCGCCUUUCAAUCCACCGCUCCACUGGGCUUACAAAGUUGUCUUUCCCACUCAUCCCCCAGGAAGACUCUUUCUCCAAGACUCCAUGGCAUACAUGUGUUCUCGUAACGGCAUCCGGACAGUUCCGCACUGAACAUGCCGUGGAUCUUCGAGAGAAGCAUGAACUUGUUUACAAAAAUGGGCGCCCAUACUUCUUCCGCGAGAAGUGUGCCAUCCGAAGAGGAGAAGCACUUGGAGAAGUUGAGCAAAGUAUUCUCUCCUGUCAUUGUUAA
Messenger RNA from Botrytis byssoidea, 1302 nucleotides. RefSeq lists its product as uncharacterized. The coding region runs from base 1 to 1302 and encodes 433 amino acids. NCBI's taxonomy places the organism in Eukaryota, Fungi, Ascomycota, Leotiomycetes, Helotiales, Sclerotiniaceae. The transcript has 5 exons. The record is from RefSeq and is a predicted model, not a curated record.